AUGGCCGCCGGCGCGCCGCUCAGGCCCGGAGCGGACGCGGGGGCGGCACCGGACGGCCAAGAGGACCCGGAGCGGAGGCCACUGGACCGCCCGCCCGCGACCCCACGCUCGUCUGCGUCUUCUCACGCCUUGCCCCGCCCCAGCGCGCUGACGUCAGCCGCACGGCGCCGCACCCUCGGUCCCCGGGCCACGGCCCCGCCUCCGGAGCGUCACCAGUCAGGACCAAAGGCGGGGCUGAGGAGACACGCUCUCAGGAGGGGGCGGGACCGAGUCGGGCGCGCGCCGAGGCGCUGCACCUGUUGGUGCGCCCAGCCGACGCUGCUGAGGCCCCGCGCAGUGUACCUUUCCCUCAGGCAGAGGCUAUCUUUGACCCUUCGGACGCCUCUCUCGAUUUUGGGGACCAGUAGGACUUUGACAUACAUCAGAGAACAUUCUAUCGUGGAUCCAGUGGAAAAGAAAAUGGAGCUCUGCUCCACCAAUAUCACACUCACAAAUUUGGUGUCGGUGAGUGAGAGGCUGGUGUACACAUCCCACCCGGAGGACCCAGGAAACGCGCUCUCCUCCAGGACCGUGCUCACUCAGGAAGCUGUCAUCACCGUGAAGGGAGUCAGCCUGGGCAGCUAUCUGGAGAGUUUAAUGGCCAACACGAUAUCGUCCAAUGCAAAGAAGAGGCUGCUGUGCUGGAGGCCUGUGGAGAAUCCCGGCUUCUUCAGUGGUCGUUACCAUCCCACAGCACCCCAGACCAGGGCUGGGCCGCUAUUGAGUGGAUAAUUGAAAAUGCGGAACGCGCACUGAGCUAACGAGGCCUGCAGCGUCCCCUGUGCUUAGCGGCGGUAACUACAGGAUUCCUGAACCGGGAGGAUGUGGCGCCCACUGGGCUCCCAGCGGCGUGUGCGGCCUGCGUGCUGGGAGGGGUCUGCGGGAUGCACCUCUGUGCGGGGCCCCGCCCUGUAGAGAAAGACCGAACUGGUUUCAUCCUCGUCCUGAUGCACCAGCUCGUUUUGUGGCGA
Messenger RNA from Cervus elaphus (red deer), 1010 nucleotides. RefSeq names its product PRELI domain containing 3A (gene PRELID3A). The record is from RefSeq and is a predicted model, not a curated record. Gene Ontology annotation, molecular function: phosphatidic acid transfer activity. Lineage: Eukaryota; Metazoa; Chordata; Mammalia; Artiodactyla; Cervidae. The transcript has 6 exons. Gene Ontology annotation, cellular component: mitochondrial intermembrane space. The coding region runs from base 1 to 771 and encodes 256 amino acids. Gene Ontology annotation, biological process: phospholipid transport.